This is a messenger RNA of Camelina sativa (false flax), 1861 nucleotides long. Lineage: Eukaryota; Viridiplantae; Streptophyta; Magnoliopsida; Brassicales; Brassicaceae. The record is from RefSeq and is a predicted model, not a curated record.
GUCAUUUCAAGCAGGAUCUCUGUCUCCCUCAGUCUCUGGUCCGUGAUCUCUGUCUCCCUCAGUCUCUGGUCCGUGAUCUCUUUAGUUUACACGGACACAGACACGCCCGCACACAUAUACAAACACUUAAUAUAUUUUGACGUAUAUAUACUGAGUUUGCGUGGUGGUGUCUGAUCGAGAUUUUAUUAAACAUGGCUGUUGUUGUAACUAAUGCAAAUGCUCCGGCUUUCGAAGCCAAGAUGACUGUCUAUGUCUUCAUCUGUGUUAUGAUUGCCGCUGUUGGCGGUUUGAUCUUCGGAUACGACAUCGGAAUUUCCGGGGGAGUGACGGCGAUGGACGAUUUCUUGAAGGAAUUUUUUCCGGCGGUGUGGGAGAGGAAGAGGCACGUACACGAGAACAACUACUGCAAAUACGAUAACCAGUUCUUGCAACUGUUCACAUCGUCUCUUUACCUAGCCGCACUUGUGGCCAGCUUCGUUGCUUCCGCCAUCUGUUCCAAACUCGGAAGGAAGCCCACGAUGCAGUUUGCUUCUAUCUUUUUCUUGAUUGGUGUCGGCCUCACUGCAGGAGCCGUUAACCUCGUCAUGUUGAUCAUUGGAAGACUCUUCCUUGGCUUUGGGGUUGGAUUUGGCAAUCAGGCAGUGCCGCUUUUCUUGUCUGAGAUUGCUCCAGCACAGCUCCGAGGAGGUCUCAACAUUGUAUUCCAACUCAUGGUCACAAUCGGAAUCCUAAUUGCCAACAUUGUCAACUACUUCACAGCCACGGUUCACCCUCACGGAUGGCGCAUUGCUCUCGGUGGAGCCGGGAUUCCAGCUGUUAUUCUCCUCUUCGGUUCGCUGCUUAUCAUUGAGACGCCCACAAGCCUCAUCGAGCGCAACAAGAACGAAGAAGGAAAAGAAGCCCUAAGGAAGAUCAGAGGAGUUGAUGAUAUCAAUGACGAGUAUGAGUCUAUCGUCCAUGCCUGCGACAUCGCGAGGCAAGUCAAAGACCCUUACAGGAAACUGUUGAAGCCGGCUAGUCGCCCACCGUUGGUUAUCGGAAUGCUUCUCCAGUUCUUCCAACAGUUUACUGGAAUCAAUGCUAUUAUGUUCUAUGCACCGGUUUUAUUCCAAACUGUUGGGUUCGGUAGCAACGCAGCGCUUCUCUCUGCCGUUGUCACGGGAUCGAUCAAUGUUCUUAGCACGUUCGUUGGGAUUUACCUCGUUGAUAGAACUGGCCGGAGAUUCCUUCUUCUCCAAUCUUCCGUUCACAUGCUCAUCUGCCAUUUGAUCAUUGGAAGCAUCCUAGCAAAGGACUUGGGUGUAACGGGAACACUCGGGAAGGCACAAGCACUAGUAGUGGUGAUAUUUGUGUGCGUUUACGUGAUGGGAUUUGCGUGGUCAUGGGGACCUUUAGGAUGGCUAAUCCCAAGCGAGACGUUUCCUCUAGAGACUCGAAGCGCAGGAUUCGCUGUUGCAGUCUCGUGCAACAUGUUCUUCACGUUCUUAAUUGCUCAAGCCUUCUUAUCAAUGCUUUGCGGGAUGAGAUAUGGAAUAUUCUUCUUCUUCGCCGGCUGGAUCAUAGUGAUGGGACUGUUUGCGUUGUUCUUCAUACCAGAGACAAAAGGAAUAGCCAUUGAUGACAUGAGAGAGAGUGUCUGGAAGCCACAUUGGUUCUGGAAAAGGUAUAUGCUUGCGGAGGAUGAUCAUCCUGACGUCGAGAAGAGAUCUGCUUGAAGUGCAUCAUUCUCUGUUGAUGUGUCUUUUGUUUUCCCCUUACCUCUUCACUUUUUUUUUUCUUUCUUUUGUUGGGUUGCUAUUCUUUAAUUCUUUUGUUUCGUUGGUACGAUUAGUGUAGUAAUAAGGACCAACUUGUUGAUUCA